Zygosaccharomyces rouxii is the source of this 2274-nucleotide messenger RNA. It is a transcript of the gene GID7, whose product is annotated as glucose-induced degradation complex subunit GID7. Gene Ontology annotation, biological process: proteasome-mediated ubiquitin-dependent protein catabolic process. NCBI's taxonomy places the organism in Eukaryota, Fungi, Ascomycota, Saccharomycetes, Saccharomycetales, Saccharomycetaceae. Gene Ontology annotation, molecular function: protein binding. Gene Ontology annotation, cellular component: GID complex. The record is from RefSeq and is a predicted model, not a curated record. Bases 1 to 2274 code for a protein of 757 amino acids. The transcript has a single exon.
AUGCCCCUUUCAUAUGGGUUAUCAGAGAAUCCAGAGGUAUUUAUGCCUAGUUACACAAGUAGGAAAAGGUCAAGGGUUAGUUCCACUGAUAGUGGAAUCACGAAUACUGGGCAUGAGCCCGGUUCUUUAAACCUUUUCGAUAAGGAGCAAUUAGCUAAGCUGUUAAUACAUGCACUCAAGGAACUAGGUUAUGAAAAUUCCGCUAUUACAUUGCAAAGAGAAAGUGGUGGUAUUCAAGUAGAAUCUAGUGUCGUACAAAAAUUGUUUAACAUUAUUAGAACUGGACAGUAUCAAAGGGUUACCUUGGCACUUUUAGCACAGUUGCCAUCCAAAUAUGGGACCCUCUAUAUUGAAGGUAUGCAACCACCAAUAGGUUCAGAUCAUAGUCAUGAAGAUGGUUCUAUGAAGAUUGGUAAUAUUAUUUCUCAAGGUACAGAUUGGCAAGGUGUUGUAGUACAGAUGGAGCAAGAACUGAAGAAUUUUGAAAAAUUUUGGCAAGCAACUAGUAAGACCACUCUACAUUCACAAACUGUGGUGCAGAUGAUUACGAUUGUAGAAAUUAUGGUUCUCAUUAAUAGAGAGAUCUUUUUGGAAUUAAUUUUUGAACAAGAUGAUUCACCUUCAGCGGUGUUGUUUCUAAGAAAUAUCCUCCGCAAAUAUAUCCAGCUUUGGGAUUCUUUGUUAUCUCUAGAAAAUGAUUUUUUGGAUGAAGAUGCUACUUUCACGCCAGAAAAUUUGUUGAGAGAAAUGACCACCGUAUUGACUAGUCCUCUAGGAUCCGCACAACGUUCCUCCGUAUGGAGGGGAUCCUUGGAAAAGUCUAGGGAGAUAUUGAUUGAAGAAAUUUCAGACUAUAUCAAUCCCAACGAUCUAGUGCCCAGAGGUAGACUCUUAACUUUACUCAAGCAAGCAAUCAAGUACCAAAGGUCACAAGAUGCGUUCAGCAUAUCGGAUGAUAACGAUAACGAACUCGAUGAACCAUUAAAUGCGGGUGGUGAAGAUGAAGAUUCACCAUACCAGAAGAAAUUUAAUUUGUUACAGGACAACACCUAUAAUUUUCAACAAAUCAAAUUUGUCGAGGAUAAGACUUUGGUUCAGAGUGUGGAUGAAAUUUGGUAUUUGCAAUUCUCUCCAGAUGGCAGAUAUUUAGCAAGCGCCUCUUCUGAUUCUUUAACGGAUCGCAAGAUUAUGAUUUAUGAUGUGGAAAACGAUUUUCAAGUUUACAAGGUGCUAGCAGGAAACGAUCAAUGUAUUGUGUAUCUUUCCUUUUCGCCCGAUAGUAGGUACAUUGUUUCUUGUCCCUUUAACCAAAUGGCCAACAUAUACGACAUUCAUUCGAAAGGUGAUCCGACGAAUAUCAAUCCAGCUGUGCAAAAUGGGAUUGUGGCUGAGGUGAUUCAACCGAUUGAUUCGUUUCAAAUUCCCAGUCCAUCCUCGCCCUCCUCGACGAGCUCCGGGGUUGAAUCAACUACGUGUGGUGGGGCACCGAGAAUUUGGUGCUGCGAUUGGUUUCAUACACCUGAACAUAGAGGUAGGUUCAUCGUAGGUUCACCAGAUCGUGAGGUGGCGAUUUAUGAUAUGAAUAAAAAAUCAAUUUUGUUCCGGCUCUCCGGAUCCACUUUAGCACCUUCCAGUUCCUUGACAGCAUUGAACCAACCUCCUACUGAGCAAUUUCCUAGAGUGCACGAUCUUAAGAUUACUUCUGAUGAUAAACACCUGAUUUUAAUGCCACAUCAGGGAAAUAUCGAUGUCUACGACUUAUCUCAUUUCCCCACGGUAGAUAUGGUAGAAAAGAACGACAUCUCAAUGGAUAAAGUUACAAUAACUCGUUUCUCCAGAUUAAGUGUACAACGCAAAAUGACAUGUGUGUCUUUACCACAGGUACAAGACCCAACGAACCCACUUGCAUCUCUGUUAUUGGUGAGCCUUCAGUCCAACGAACUUCAGCUAUGGGAUUUCAAGGAGCAAAUCUUACUUCAGAAGUAUUUUGGUCAAAGGCAGGAACAGUUUAUCAUUAGAUCAUGCUUCGGAUAUGGGAACAAAUUGAUUGCAAGUGGUUCAGAAGAUGGUAAGGUGUUUUUGUGGGAUAGGAUCAACGGUAAUAUCGUAGGUGUGUUAACCGCUCACAUGGCGGAUCGACCAGUUCCCUCGGGGAGUAACAAAAAGUUUGGGAAGAACUGCAACGUAGUAGUUUGGAGUCCCAAGGACAAGCCUUUGUUUGCUUCAGGAGGUGAUGAUGGGUAUAUAAAGAUUUGGAAAGUGGUCAGGGAAUGA